Messenger RNA from Ctenopharyngodon idella (grass carp), 5189 nucleotides. Its product is annotated as ankyrin repeat domain-containing protein 34A. The record is from RefSeq and is a predicted model, not a curated record. Bases 421 to 1995 code for a protein of 524 amino acids. Gene Ontology annotation, molecular function: protein binding. Lineage: Eukaryota; Metazoa; Chordata; Actinopteri; Cypriniformes; Xenocyprididae. The transcript is spliced from 2 exons.
CAGGCGUGCAUCAAAAAUAGGAUUCAAGGAUAAAAUUAAAAGAAUUGAAAUAAAGUUUCCCCCUAGUGGAAAGCAGAGAUGAUCAUGUGCAUGCGAACAGUCAGUCAGUGAAGCUGGACCUCAGUGAGUCUGUGCGUGAUCGUGGGAGACUCGCAUCAGCUCACUGCCCACUCCACGCCCCCGCAGAGUCUCCCAAACUCUCGGUCGCAGGAGGAGAGAUGAUGUGGGGGAUGUAAGACACGGGGAUCAGCAGACAGCAGCUGGAUUCUCGGGCGAAAACCAGCCGCUCGGAUGGAGUGAAGACAGCAGACAGGCUACACGGUUGACCAGAAUCUGAGCCGGGAUGUGCCAACAGUGCUGAGGCCGGAGGAGGAGAGGGGUGGGGGAUUCUGGGAUUCUAGAGGUGGAGCGCGAGACAUCAUGGGUGAUGGAGGGGCCUUGCACACAGAGGGCAAUGCCCUUCUGAAGGCGGUGUUCCAGGGCAAACUCCGCCUUGCACGCCUCCUCCUGGAGGGUGGAGCCUAUAUCAACGAAGGGAACGAGCGAGGUGAGACGCCUAUCAUAGCAGCCUGUCUGGCAGGAUAUGAUGAUCCGCAGACCCGGCAGAGAAUGGUCCGGUACCUGCUGGAGAAGGGAGCAGACCCAAACAUCCCCGACAAAUCGGGUCGGACCGCCCUGAUGCAUGCAUGUGCAGAACAGGCAGGCAAAGAGGUGGUGUCGCUGCUGCUGGAAAACGGCGCCGAUCCCAGCUUGAAAGACUACUCCGGGUCUUCAGCACUCGUACACGCCAUCAAUAAGGGCGACAGGGACACUCUCCAGGUCCUGCUGGAUGCUUGCAAAGCCAAAGGCAAAGAGGUAAUCAUCAUUACAACCGAUACAUCUCCCUCUGGCACUAAAAAGACCAAACAAUACCUGAACUCCCCACCGUCUCCGGGUAUAGUGGACAAGCUCUCCCCUGCUUGUAUGUCUCCUUCCGAAGUGGAGAUCCAUACCACUGGCUCUGCCCCCAGUGAGGAGGAGGAAGGUAUCUUCAGCUUCGCUGUGACUUCAGCACUCCCACUACCCUCCAGCAGACCACAGGGAGAGAGGAGACCACCACCCCGCAAGCUUCUGAAAAGACUAAACUCUGAGCCCUGGGGUCUGGUGGCUCCUUCUGUACUUGCUGAGAGAGUGGAGCGGAUAGAGGGCGAUUUAGCAGAGGAGGACAAGUUGGUCUCAGAGAUGAAUGGAAUGACAGUUUCCGGUCCAGGCAGACCUCUCCUUUCCCGAAGGCACAGUAUAGAGACCCAUGACCCAUCCUCUCCGAAGCUAAUGGACCGGUCCUGUUCGGAAGACUGUGCAGCACUGUGUGGCUCGUCCUGGGCGGAUAAAGUCCAUCAGCACCAGUCACUGUAUCGUAGAAACACAGCCCCUGAGACUCAGGACAAUGUGGCUCAGGCAUCGACAGGAAUCCGUGGCUUACCACACCCCAAACUCACCCGCAUGGAACACUAUGAGUCGGACACCCACCUGUGUCCCGCCUCCAUCCCUGGAUCUCCAGAUUCUGGACGUGUCUCAGUGGAGCGCCGCAAGUACAAUGCCUCUCCCUUGUCGCUGCUCACUAGCUCUUCUCGAGAGUCUCUGGAGAGCAUUCCCAACUCUGUGUCUCCUAUCACAAUGCGACGGCGUCCAACAGGACUGUUGGAACGGCGGGGAUCAGGGACUCUCCUCCUGGACCACAUCUCCCACACACGACCUGGGUUCCUUCCUCCUCUUAACGUCAACCCCCAGCGACCCAUUCCUGAUAUCCGUGCCAAUGGAAAGCCCACUUCUCCCGUUCACUCAGGGAGCAAGAUCCUGCUGCCGGUUGCACCAUCAUCCCCGAAACGUGGGCCAGACUUCAAGAUGAAGAAGAAACUGAUGAGGAGACACUCAAUGCAGACAGAGCAGAUGAAGCAGCUUUCAACCUUCCGGGAAAUCCUCACAGAAAAGGUUAUGGAGAUGAAUGGAGAUUGAGAGCAAGAGAGAAGGAAAAUGAGAGAGUCAGUGCUGGCCGAGAGGCUCCUCACCGGGUUCAUCUACAUCAUCUUUGAGGGACACCUGCUCUGGUCCAGUUCAGCUCAUUUAACUAACACAUGCAUCAAAAAUAUGCAUUGUGAAAACAAAACCAUCUUAAAAUUCAGAUUAUGAAAGAAAACGAGUCUUGUCACUCAAGAUCAUAAAGGGAUCAGUUCUUACAAAUGAUCUGUUCCAUGUUUUUCGAUGGAGAUCAUUCUAAUGUUUUUAAUUUUGGGGGGAUUAUUCCUUGACCAUUGAGAAUGUGUGAAGAUGAAACCAUUAGUGUCUGUGAAAGUGCUUUUGGUGUUUGAAUUUGCUGCAACCCCCAGAUGAGACCUGACAGAUUUGGUGUUCUACAGGUCUCUCUAUGUAUUAGCGCUGUUAUGGCUAUCAGCUUCCUUCCUGUCAUGCACUGUCAGAAAUUUUUUUCAAAAAUUUUAUCUUUAGGGAUACAACAGCUUGUCAAUGAGGCAGUACCUUUAAUAGGGCAGUACUAGUACCAAAUGUGGAAAUGUAUUAAGGGACAAUAUUUGUGUAUAUACUUUAUAUAAAAGGUGCAUAAUAGUAAUAUGUACACUUAUGGUGUACUCACACUAGGCUCUCUGAACUGUGCCCGAAUGCGUUUUACCCCCAAAGCCCGGUUCGUUUGAGUAGUGUGAUCGCUCCUUACUGUGCCCGGGCACAGUUCGUUUAGCCGUCCCUGGCCCGCUUGGAAGAGCGCGGUUCACAUGCAGUGUGAGCGCUAACCGUGCCGGAGCACGGAACAGCUACGGCGGCAAACAUCUUUAUUACUACUUGGAUAGUACACUUUCCAAUUGCGCUCGGGCUCGGUUCAAGGCAACCAUAUGUGAGCCACUAGGCAACCUAGUGUGUGAGUACACCCUUAAAGUACUACUUUGUAUCUUUUAGGGGUAAAUAAGGUACAAAGAUGACCCAUUAAGGGUUCUACCCCAGUGACAAGCUGCUGUACCCCUAAAGGUACAAUUUUUGCACAUUUUUUUUUUCUGAGAGUGUGGCUCUGUGAUGAUCCUGUGGAAUAAUUGGGUUAAUGUCUUUAAUAUUCCUGAUAAAAUGCUCAUGUCCCUCUGUUUUCCAUUGAUAGCAGCAUCAAAUGGUAUUCAAAACUUAAAGGGAAAUUUCUUCAGCAUUACAAUACAGAUAUACAUUCAAGUCAUUUCAUUAAAAUGUGAAUUUAAUUUAAAGUUGAUUAUUUACUUAUAAAUAAUAGAACAAUGAAGCCUUUUUAAUGUGAUUUUUACUGCUGCUUUUUUGUUUUGGACUGAAUUUUAGUAAUUAUAUGGCCGGUUUCACAGACAGGGCUUAGCCUAAGCCAGGAUUAGGUCUUUGUUCAAUUAGGGCAUUUAAGUAGAUUUUAUAAACUUUCACAAGAAAAAAAACAUUACUGGUGUGCAUCUUGAGACAAAACUAUGGCAGUGACAUAUUUUAAGAUAUGUCAGUGCAAGUUGCUUUCAGUUAAAGCAGUUCAAACAUUUGCAUUUUAGUCUAGGACUAGCUUAAGCCUCUUCUGUUGAAGGCCUUUUAAUUUGGCAAUGGCAACCUUCCGGAUUUUUCCACAGGAUGUACCCUAAAGAGGACUGGAGAUGGCUGACUGCUAAAUAUUCCUGUAACAAAUGAUAGUCUUAGAUGAACAUGUUUCUGAAGAACAUUUUAAUGUAUAAUGAAAGUGCAAAAAAUGUUUAAACUAGAUGAGUAUUUUUAAAGGAAUCAAUUAACAUGAAAACAUAAAAAAACCUAUAUAACAAAUAAUAAUAAUAAUUGUAUCAGUUAAACAUAGGCCUACCGCAUGUUUCAGGGCUUUUGGAUGGGUUGUUUAUCUUUCUUAAACUCUUAUAAGUGAUACAAAAUAAGUGAAGUGCAAUUCUUGAAACUCAAAAUCCCAAAGAAACCCUACAAACCCCAUCCAAAACCAGAGAGAUCCACCCUGACCCCACUCAGUGGAGGGGAGAGAGAAACCCCUCACCUAACGCACACUCCCAUCUGGAGACACAGAGCACAGAUAUUGUGUACAUACUGUACAGAGUACAAUUGUGUCUCAAGCGUUUGAACAUGCAAUAUUCUGUGCUGCCUCAGCACUGAUUUCAUAUUAUUAUCGUGAAUGUGAACAAUCACUCGGACGUGUCUGUGGUAACAUGAUGCUGCGGUAAAUAGUACAAGACGAGCUGGGGUGAGCUCAGUUUACAUUCAGAGGAGGAAUUUCUGCACAAAAUACAUGAGAAUGAAUUUCCCUAACGAGCUGCAGUGCACAGUGUGUCCGUGUCAAACACAUAGUUCAACUCAAGCUUAUGAUGUGAGUGAAUUUAGUGCUUCUGCUUUGAGAUGUUCUACACUUGAUGUGAAUUAACCUUAGUGUACUUGAAAUAUAUCACGAAAACAAAAAGAGGAAUAUUUUUUUAUGCCUGUAGGGUUUUAUUCUUGUUGUUUUUUAUUUUUAUUGAAAUGAAUUUUAAUGUUUAAUACCGAACUGUUGGUGGUGCAAUUUCACUUUGACGGUAGCUUUUGUGUUCCAGGAUGUUUGUAGGAAAUAAUGUAUGAGCAACCGGAGCUCAGCGGCUACAGCAAUCUUCCUGAAUACGGUCGUGAUAAAACCCAUCCGUCUCCUGUUGAACAGACAGACUGAAAUUCAGAUCUCUGAUUACCUAGCUAUUUGUUAUCUUGAUGUAAUUAGGAGAAUCUUGGCACUUUGCUGUGUAUUCAUUGAUUUUAGCGAUUCUCCUCUUUUCAUUUAACACACAAGCGAGAUAACCGAGUCACAGGAGUUUGAUUUGUUUCUAAAUAUGUUUGUAUCUAAAUAUAUCCAAUAUUUCUGACCUGCUGUACAAAACAUCAAUUUAAAUGGGUUGAAAUUGUGUUAAAGUGUACCUGAAAAGAUGUUAAUAGUGUAAAGGGUGUUUUAGGUGCUGUACACAAUGGACCUCUGUCUGUGCUACACUGUCGUUGGGUAGUUUGAGCUGUAACCCAGUGUUCUGCUCUCCAUUCACAUAGAAGGGUCACAGUUACACUAUCAAUGCAUUAUUUAAUGGAUUAUGGAUUAACUAUUUCUUGUUAUUUUGUAUGUUUAGUGUGAUACACAGGUCAAAUGUAGUAAGCCAAAUAAUUUUAAAAAAGUAUUAAAUUAUUUAAAAGUAAAAACA